Messenger RNA from Neltuma alba, 1401 nucleotides. RefSeq lists its product as uncharacterized. The transcript has a single exon. Bases 223 to 975 code for a protein of 250 amino acids. The record is from RefSeq and is a predicted model, not a curated record. NCBI's taxonomy places the organism in Eukaryota, Viridiplantae, Streptophyta, Magnoliopsida, Fabales, Fabaceae.
CGGCAGCAGAUAGCACGCGCUGGCAUAAUGGGCGCGGGUUUAUUUUAUUUAUUCACUGGAAAACAUUUAAGAAACGGCGACUUCUCUCCCUGACGGGAAGACGAGCCCUUGUCUGCUUCUUGAUUUUGAAGUAAAAAUCUGUGCUUUUCCCACUCUCUUUCUCAAUCCAUUACCCAUCAUUCUAUCUCUGUCUUAUCUCUUCCCAAAUCCCCAUUACCAGAAAUGAAGAUUAAGAACAAAGGUAAAGUUCACCCUUCUCCCUCGUCAUCUUCUUCCUCCGAUCAUGCCGAUGUUCUCCGGCUUCUUCCCGCCGCUAUUCUCGCUCUCGCUUCCGUCCUCUCCGUCGAAGACCGUGAGGUCCUCGCUUACCUGAUUACCAGGUCCAUGGACGCUUCCAUUUUUCUUGAAUCUUCCAAGAAGAAGAAACCGUUUUCCAAGAAGAAACCCUUCCCUCACAAUCCUCCCCUCUUCCACUGCGACUGCUUCGAUUGCUACACCAGCUACUGGUUCCGGUGGGACUCCUCCCCGAACCGCGAACUCAUCCACCACGUCAUCGACGCCUUCGAGGACCACCUGACCAACGGCGAAAACGCUAAGAAAAACGGGCAUAGAGGUAAAAAGGAAGAGAGAACGACUCGUCCUCUCACCAUUGUUCCGCCUCAGAACACAAUGGCUUUACACGAGAGUCCCCCGCCGGAUAUGGCCGACGACUCUGGAGUCGCUGAGUCUCUAGAUAGUGAAGCGCCUCCGUCGAAUUCGCCAAGACGGACGGAUAAUGCUGAAGUAAGUGAGCAGCCAGAAACAGAGAAGACCAUAGAUAAGGCAGCGUCGGCGGAGGAGGAAGAGGAGGAGCUGGGUGUGGCGCUCCCUCCGAUUCCGGCCGGUAACCACAGGGGUUUGGCCAGGAUGGUGUUGCUGGACGUGAUGGGGCUACUGAAUUCGCGUUUAUGGAACCUUUGGGGUCCGAAUGUUUAAUGCGAUUAUUUUUUUUUAUUAUAUUUUUCUCGAGCCCAAAAAGGAAUGAGAGAAAGAAAGAGGGAAAAAAAGCAUAUAUUUUUAACAUAUCAAUGGUCGGUUUGGUUCCUGUGACUGUGAAUGCGAGGCCCUUAGGGGGGGGGUUUAACUCCGUUCCGUCUCGCUAUUUAUUUGGUGGCUUUUGUUUUUAAAGUUUUUCCCCCCAAAUUUUUUUGUUGCUUUUUGGUCCAUCUGUAAGCGAAAAGUAGUUGCCGGCCGGAAGUCGUUUUCCGGGCAGUGGUCUUAGUUCAAAAGUUUCCAAGGUGCUCUUGCAGGAUAUUUUCAUUAAAUUUUGCUUAGGAGCAACGUUUUUGUAAUUUGGUGGCAUUAAAUUUUUCAUUUCUGUAAAAUGUAAUGAUUUAAGAAUAAACAAGGAUGUCCCGUCUA